GACUACAGCUAAACCUACACGACCAUAGCUUCACAAACAACAAUACCACCUACAACAAUGCGGGCGGAAUCUACAACUGUUGCUCCCACAACAAAAACUGUUCCACCAACAACAGCAGUUCACACCACAUUAGGUACUCCAGCUACAACAGGAGGUCAAACCACAACACCUCUUCCCACACCGACAGCUGUAGCUCCAACGACUACAGCUAAACCUACCACCACCAUCGCUGCUCAGACAACAAUACCACCUUCAACGAUUGCAGCUCAAACUACAACUAUUGCGCCAACAACAAAAACUGUUCCACCAACAACAGCAGUUCACACCACAUUAGGUACUCCAGCUACAACAGGAGGUCAAACCACAACACCUCUUCCCACACCGACAGCUGUAGCUCCAACGACUACAGCUAAACCUACCACCACCAUCGCUGCUCAGACAACAAUACCACCUUCAACGAUUGCAGCUCAAACUACAACUAUUGCGCCAACAACAAAAACUGUUCCACCAACAACAGCAGUUCAUACCACAUUAGGUAAUCCACCUACAACAGAACCUCCAACCACAAUGAAUCUUCCCACAACAACUGCUGAAGCUCAAACAACUACAACUGAAACUGCCACCACCAUAGCUUCACCAACAAUACCACCUACGAUUGCAGCUCAAACUACAACUACUGCUCCAACAACAAAAACUGUUCCACCAACAACAGCAGUUCAUACCACAUUAGGUACUCCAGCUACAACUGAAGGUCAAACCACAACACCUCUUCCCACACCGACAGCUGUAGCUCCAACGACUACAGCUAAACCUACCACCACCAUCGCUGCUCAGACAACAAUACCAGCUUCUACGACAGCAGCUCUAACCACAACUAUCGCUCCAACAACAAAAACUGUUCCACCAACAACAGCAGUUCAUACCACAUUAGGUAAUCCACCUACAACAGAACCUCCAACCACAAUGAAUCUUCCCACAACAACUGCUGAAGCUCAACACUACACUAAACUGCCACCACCAUAG
Messenger RNA from Anguilla rostrata (American eel), 1023 nucleotides. RefSeq names its product mucin-2-like. NCBI's taxonomy places the organism in Eukaryota, Metazoa, Chordata, Actinopteri, Anguilliformes, Anguillidae. Bases 58 to 1023 code for a protein of 321 amino acids. The transcript has a single exon. The record is from RefSeq and is a predicted model, not a curated record.